CUUCAUUACCGUCAUGGUAAAGGAACUAAAAGACACAAAAUGAAGACCCUGCUGUUCCUGUGUGUGGGGGUGUCUCUUGUGCACUUGGUGGUCCCGAAGGUUUCCUAUAUGACUAUAAAAGCCCCCCGACAUUUGCCGCCAAAGAAUUCCCUUGACUUUGCAUUCAUAAGUGUUGAAUGUGAUUAUCAGUCCCUUGUCUCCACCUAUAAAGAUCUGGACAAUCCUAUGAGCACGUUUCAGUCCACGGAUGGAGUCUCCAUUUUCCUCUCCAGUGAUCGCAGUCCUGGUAAUGAAGACGCUCAGGUGAUAGCAACAAAUUUUAAAAAUCCCAGUGAAGCCAAAACCCAACUCAACAGUCAUGUGACUCUAAAAACCAGCGGAAAAAUCAAAGAUCUCUUCAGUGGAUUUCAGGAAAGUACAGACGCAGUUGUUGUAAGUUGUGCAGAUAAGUGGAAAGUUCCUGUCAGUGAAGGCAGUCAAUACCCGGUUCAGCUAAAAGGAGAAUACAAUGUAAUGGUCGAUAAGAAUCUGGGAUUCACAAUGCUGGAGAUUCCAAGGAACCAGUAUGUAAGCGCCCUGAUCAUCUUACCAGAUGGAGGAAAGGAAGCAGCAGUGUCAGCAGCCGUCAAUGAUGCCAACCUGGCAAAGUGGAGAAAGUCAUUGACUAAACAGGUGGUGGAUCUGGAGGUCCCCCGGGCUACUCUGUACGUCUGCUCGGCCCUGACCACUGAAAUAGUUCUCUUCGAUGAAUCUGAGUACAAGACAAAUAAGUUCGCAGCUAAAAUCGCAGUCACCUUUCCAUAGAGUGCGGGAAAGAAGAAGAAACCCCGAUCAGCUCCGCAGCCAAUCACAAGCCGGGAAUUAGUUCUGUCUAUAAGUCUUAUCCAUAGGAAGAUUUCUGCUUAAGAAUAAAGAAUUCUCCCCAAAAUAAUAAAGAUGCAAAUAUAA
This is a messenger RNA of Hyla sarda, 948 nucleotides long. Its product is annotated as serine protease inhibitor A3L-like. The transcript is spliced from 5 exons. Lineage: Eukaryota; Metazoa; Chordata; Amphibia; Anura; Hylidae. The record is from RefSeq and is a predicted model, not a curated record. The coding region runs from base 40 to 804 and encodes 254 amino acids.